This is a messenger RNA of Durusdinium trenchii, 2518 nucleotides long. The record is from the annotation of a GenBank genome assembly. Lineage: Eukaryota; Dinophyceae; Suessiales; Symbiodiniaceae.
CAUGGAUGCUGAAUGCGGAGGAGCAGGGCGUUUGUCUAAGUGCGGUCCCCCCAUAAGAGGCUUGCUGUCACAUCCCCUGGGCACUUUGUUCCAAAUGCACGUUAUUUUGAUCCUCCGCAAGUUGCUUGCCUGCAGAUUCAGUCCCAAUGUUUGGACCUUAAGACCUCCCCCCGGCACCAUGGCGGCCUUCAUCGUUGCCGCGUCGCCCUCGCGGCCGAGCGCCUGGCGCGCUCGGGAGCCGAGCGCUCCGCUGGCGGGCGCGCCGAGCGCUCCGCCCAGCGCUCCGCGCCGCCCGGCGUGGACGGCCCGGACCGUGGCGUGGACGGCCGCGGGCAGUGCCGGGCUCGCGGCGGGUGCCGCGCGGAGUCGCCGCGGGCGUCGGGAGUCCCGCGCGGGGGCGGUGACGUGGCGCUGCGCGCGGCCCAAGCGGAAAGGCCGUGGACCGAAGCAGGAGGAGCCGCCGGAGCAACUUGAACUUGAUGAUCUCAUUCUGCCAGCGGAUGGGAUGACUUUGGGUGAGCUGGCUUCGUUGAUUCGGACGCCGGUGGCCCAGAUCAUCACCUAUUUCUUCGCUGAGAAGGGUAAGCCGAUGACGAUCAACGACGUCUUGGAAAAGGAAUUGAUUGAAGAGGUUUGCAAUCAUUAUGAAUUGGAAUACAUUUUCGAUGAUGAGAAGACCACCACGGCGGGCGACCGGGGCUUUCUGGCAGAACAACAGGAGGGUGACCACCUUGAGCCUCGCCCUCCAGUGGUCACAGUCAUGGGGCAUGUGGACCAUGGGAAGACCACCUUGCUGGACACCCUGCGGCAACGGAGCGUGGCGGCCACGGAGGCGGGGGGCAUUACCCAGCGGAUCGGCGCCUAUACGGUGGAACUGGAUGGGCAACAGAUCACCUUCAUAGACACGCCCGGGCACGAGGCCUUCACCGCCAUGCGCGCGAGAGGCGCGCAGGUCACCGACAUCGCGGUGCUGGUGGUGGCCGCUGACGACGGGGUGAUGCCCCAGACGCGCGAGGCGAUCGCGCAUGCGCGGGCGGCGGAGGUGCCGAUCAUUGUGGCCAUCAACAAGAUUGAUAAGGACGGUGCAGAUGCGCAGAUGACCCGGCAAAAGCUCUCCGAGGAAGGUUUGAUCGCUGAAGAUUGGGGUGGCGAUGUUCCCAUGGUGGAGGUGAGUGCCAAGAAGAACAUCAACUUGGACGAGUUGCUGGAGAUUUUGAACCUCACAGCUGAGAUUUCUGAGUUGAAAGCAAUUCACAAAGGCCCUGCAGCAGGCGUGGUUUUGGAAUCUACCUUCGAUGCGUCCAAGGGCAAUCUGGCAACACUGCUGGUGCAGCGCGGCACCCUGAAGAGGGGCGACUACACCGUUUCGGGCACGAAGUUCGGCCGGGUCAGAGCCAUGGAAAACGAGGCAGGUGCUGAUGUGCCGGUAGCUGGGCCCUCAACUGCUGUUCAAGUGACUGGCUUUCAGGAGUCCCCACAGGCUGGUGACCAGUUUGAGGUCUUUGAGACAGCCCAAGAAGCCACUUGGAUCAUGGCAAGGGCGCGGUAGAUUCAAGCCAGCCCCAGACACCCCUGAAAGGCUCUAGGAAUCUCUAAUGGACUUGAUGUACAGUAUAGCUGCUUAGCCUUUCAGGAUUCGCUUCAGUGUCACUUGAAUGUUCGUUUCCUUGCAGCCCAAAGGACCCCACUCCGACGGGCCUGACCUGCCCACCUCCUUGGGGUCAAAGUUGAAGGUUGAACAGCGGCUCGGUUGCUCCAAGUAUUGCAGCCACUUGGACAUGCCCAGUGACCUACAGAGUGUCAUGUCGUGGCCUUCCCUCUCUCGGCGCUUCGUGCGCUCGCUUCCCCCUUCCUGACAUCGCGAGGCGAGGGCGGUGGCUGAGCGCCGGGCAAAGGAGACGAGCCGUGGGCCACUGGGCUUUGCGGGGCUGAGCAACGACAGCGAUCAGACGAUGCGUUUGGCCUUGAUCCUGAAGACCGACGCGCAAGGGAGCAUCGCCGCCGUGAAGCACAUGUUCUCCGAUGUGAAGGAUUCGAAGUAUGUGAACUUGAGAUGGGUCUUAACAGCGCCAGGACGCGCAUGGGAGGGGAUUUCGGCUAGUUGGGCUGAGUUUCCAUUGCAAGCAACUUUCGGGUCAGUUGAGUCAUUUGGGGUCGUUAGAGCGUGGGAUUUCGUUGCCAAAGGGGCCUCUUUGGACACAGCGCCCCUUCAGCUGAACGCCCAAGACCUCCCCCAACCACCUCCAAGCCCUGCGCCCUGCUGCGCUCUGUACCAGCGGCCCAGGCAUUUCACCUCCCUUGUUCCCGAAUGCGUAGCGAAGGGUUCUCGUUCAACUUUGGCAUGCUGAAGGUAGAGCGUUCUUCAUGUCCGCAACCGUCCGCAACCAUUCACAACCGACCCAAUGUGAUCGAUAAGGCCGUGCCAUUGGGACUUUGACGCGUGACUUUUGGAGGAAGUCUUGUAUGAAAUGGUCGUUUUGGAGAGUUGACACUUGACGUUUGAAGGAAGUCUUGAACG